Danio rerio (zebrafish) is the source of this 1532-nucleotide messenger RNA. Lineage: Eukaryota; Metazoa; Chordata; Actinopteri; Cypriniformes; Danionidae. The record is from RefSeq and is a predicted model, not a curated record.
ACCUGCACUCAGUGUGGAAAGAGUUUCAGCCAAUCAUCAUCCCUUAAUCUACACAUGAGGAUCCACACUGGAGAGAAACCAUUCACAUGCACUCAGUGUGGGAAGAGUUUCAGCCAAUCAUCAUCUCUUAAUCUACACAUGAGGAUCCACACUGGAGAGAAACCAUUCACAUGCAAUCAGUGUGGGAAAUGUUUCAGCCAAUCAUCAAACUUAAAUCAACACAUGAGGAUCCACACUAAAGAGAAACCAUUCACUUGCACUUAUUGUGGGAAGAGUUUCAGCCUAUCAUCAUCCCUUAAUAUACACAUGAGGAUCCACACUGGAGAAAAACCAUUCGCAUGCACUCAGUGUGGGAAGAGUUUUAGCUGUUUAUCACACCUUAAUCACCACAAGUGGAUCCACACUGGAGAGAAACCAUUCACAUGCUCUCAGUGUGGGAAGAGUUUCAGCCAAUCAUCAUCCCUUAAUAUACACAUGAGGAUCCACACUGGAGAGAAACCAUUCACAUGCACUCAGUGUGGAAAGAGUUUCAGCCAAUCAUCAUCCCUUAAUAUACACAUGAGGAUCCACACUGGAGAGAAACCAUUUACAUGCACUCAGUGUGGGAAGAGUUUUAACUGCUCAUCACUCCUUAAUAAACACAUGAAGAUCCACACUGGAGAGAAACCAUUUGCAUGCACUCAGUGUGGGAGGAGUUUUAACUGCUCAUCACUCCUUAAUAAACACAUGAAGAUCCACACUGGAGAGAAACCAUUUGCAUGCACUCAGUGUGGGAAGAGUUUCAGCCACUCAUCGUCCCUUAAUCGACACAUGAUGCGCCACACAGGAGAGAAACCAUUCAUGUUUAAUCAUUGCAGGAAGAGUUUCAGCCAAUCAUCAAACCUUAAUCUACACAUGAGGAUCCACAAUGGAGAGAAACCAUUUACAUGCACUCAGUGUGUGAAGAGUUUCAACCAAUCAUCAAACUUUAAAAAACACAUGAGGAUCCACACUGGAGAGAAACCAUUCACAUGCACUCAGUGUGGGAAGAGUUUCAGCCAAUCAUCACACCUUAAUAAACACAUGAGGAUCCACACUAGAGAGAAACUUUUCACAUGCACUGAGUGUGGGAAGUGUUUUAGCCAAUCGUCAUCCUUUAAUCUACACUUGAGGGUCCACACUGGAAAGAAACCAAACAACGCAUGCUCAAACUCUAGUGUGAACGCAGCUUCGGUGUGGGAUAAGUUUUAGCAACUCCUCAGACCUUAAUAAACAUAUGAAGACCCACUGGAGAGAAAUCAUUCACAUGCACUCAGUGUGAAAAGAGUUUUAACCGAUCAGCAAACCUUAAUGAACUUAUAAAGAUCCACACUGGUGUGAAAGAGUAUGUGUGCUUGAGUGUGUGAAGACUUUACUUACAGUGCCAAAAUUGAACCAGACGAUUCACACUGUGACAAGAGGUUUAACCAGUUAAUACAUCUCACAACACAAAAGAUUAUUUACACUGGAGAGAAACCGUACAGACCUAAUCAGUGUCUACAGAGUUUCGCUUA